This is a messenger RNA of Debaryomyces fabryi, 576 nucleotides long. RefSeq names its product mitochondrial 37S ribosomal protein bS18m. Gene Ontology annotation, biological process: mitochondrial translation. Gene Ontology annotation, cellular component: ribosome; mitochondrial small ribosomal subunit. Gene Ontology annotation, molecular function: small ribosomal subunit rRNA binding; structural constituent of ribosome. The coding region runs from base 1 to 576 and encodes 191 amino acids. The record is from RefSeq and is a predicted model, not a curated record. The transcript has a single exon. Lineage: Eukaryota; Fungi; Ascomycota; Pichiomycetes; Serinales; Debaryomycetaceae.
AUGUUGGUUAAUAGGGUGACGAAAGCUGCUAGCGGCGCUCGGGUAACUCCAGUGCGUUUUAUUGGUACAACAGCUAGACUUUAUAAUAAAUCGCUACCAUCUACACCAGAGAUGAAGAGCAAUGAAUCAUGGGCGGGAAACGAGUCGUCCAACAACAACUCAGUGAUCAGUAGGGUCGUUGGUAUGGCUAGAUCAUUACAAGAGAAUACGCAACCACCAAUCAACAUUGCAAAGCCAUUCACCAAAAAAUUCAAUCUGAGUGAAACAUAUGACCCAUUUGAUUUCUCAAACGACAAAAUGGACAUCGAAAAGAGAGAAAGAAGACAGACUAUUCCAUACGAAAAAAUGAUGGACCCGUUCGAAAAAGCCGGCAUCGACCCAUUAGACAUAUAUACCAUGCCAGAGAUUUUGUCGAGGUUCUUGAGCUCAACUGGCCAGAUUUUGCCGAGAGAAAUAACCGGUUGUAACGCCAAAAAUCAAAAGAAGUUAUCGAACGCUAUCAAAAGAGCAAGAACUUGCGGCUUGUUGUCCACAGUCCACAAGCACUCCAGAUACCUUCCUACCAGAAACAUGUAA